This is a messenger RNA of Myotis myotis, 1029 nucleotides long. It is a transcript of the gene UNC50, whose product is annotated as unc-50 inner nuclear membrane RNA binding protein. The transcript is spliced from 6 exons. The record is from RefSeq and is a predicted model, not a curated record. Gene Ontology annotation, cellular component: Golgi membrane. The coding region runs from base 159 to 938 and encodes 259 amino acids. Lineage: Eukaryota; Metazoa; Chordata; Mammalia; Chiroptera; Vespertilionidae.
CGGCGGAAGUAGGCUCGCGUCACGUGUCGCGCCGGGGGAGCGGCGUAGGUCUCGAGAAGGGAAGUAGGUCCUACGGCGGCUCCGCUCGGCUCGGCUGCUGGGCGAGGUGGCGGGCGGGGGUUUGCCGCCGGUGGAGGCCGCCGCGGGGCGCCCGGAAGAUGUUACCAAGUACUUCAGCGAGCUCCCCGCUGCAGGGGAACGGAGCCCUGAAUUCCAGGGAUGCAGCGAGACACACGGCGGGGGCGAAGCGCUACAAAUACCUGAGGAGGCUUUUCCGUUUCCGGCAAAUGGACUUCGAGUUUGCUGGCUGGCAGAUGCUCUACCUGUUCACUUCCCCGCAGAGGGUCUACAGGAACUUUCAUUACCGAAAGCAGACGAAGGAUCAGUGGGCUAGAGACGACCCGGCUUUCUUGGUGCUGCUAAGUGUCUGGCUGUGCGUGUCCACUGUAGGAUUUGGCUUUGUGCUGGACAUGGGAUUUUUUAAGAUGAUAAAGCUGCUCCUUUGGGUUGUGUUCAUAGAUUGUGUGGGCGUUGGUCUUCUCAUCUCAACUCUAAUGUGGUUUAUCUCUAACAAGUAUUUAGUUAAACGGCAGAGCAGAGACUAUGAUGUGGAGUGGGGCUAUGCCUUUGAUGUGCAUUUGAAUGCUUUUUAUCCUCUCCUAGUAAUUCUACAUUUCAUCCAACUGUUUUUCAUCAAUCAUGUCAUCCUAACAGACACAUUUAUUGGAUAUUUGGUUGGAAAUACCUUCUGGUUGAUUGCUAUUGGCUAUUACAUCUAUAUAACCUUCCUGGGAUACAGUGCAUUGCCAUUUUUGAAAAAUACAGUGAUUCUUCUCUAUCCAUUUGCUCCCCUCGUUCUGCUGUACGGGCUGUCACUAGCACUAGGAUGGAACUUCACCCACGCACUAUGUUCUUUCUACAAGUACAGAGUGAAGUGAAAAAAAGUGAGACUGUUACCUCUUAACUGUGUCAACAGUAUUGGUGAAGUGAUUUCUUAUGAAACUUGUAAAUAAACUCUUAUUGUAGAUA